CGCCGCCGCUGCUGCCGCCGCCGCCGCCGCGGCUGCCGCAGCCUCUGGGAGCCUGGAAAAGGGGAAGCGAGAGCAAGCGAAAGACUCAGUCCCCGGGCGGCGGCGGCGGCGGCGGCGGCGGCCGCGGGGGCGCGACGGCCGGGGCGGGGGCGCUGCUGCUGCGGGGGCAGGCGGCGGCAGGGGCGGCGGCGGCGGCGGCAGUGGCCCGCUCCAGCCAUGCCGAAUAAAAACAAGAAGGAGAAAGAAUCACCAAAAGCAGGGAAGAGUGGAAAAAGUUCAAAAGAAGGACAAGACACAGUAGAAUCAGAGCAAAUUUCCGUCAGGAAAAACAGCCUUGUUGCUGUCCCGUCUACAGUAUCUGCUAAAAUAAAAGUACCAGUCUCUCAGCCCAUAGUGAAGAAAGACAAACGGCAAAAUUCUUCAAGGUUUAGCGCAAGCAAUAAUAGAGAACUUCAAAAACUACCAUCCUUAAAAGAUGUUCCUCCUGCUGAUCAAGAGAAGCUUUUUAUCCAGAAGUUACGUCAGUGUUGCGUCCUCUUUGACUUCGUUUCUGAUCCACUAAGUGACCUAAAGUGGAAGGAAGUAAAACGAGCUGCUUUAAGUGAAAUGGUAGAAUAUAUCACCCAUAAUCGGAAUGUGAUCACAGAGCCUAUUUACCCAGAAGUAGUCCAUAUGUUUGCAGUUAACAUGUUUCGAACAUUACCACCUUCCUCCAAUCCUACGGGAGCGGAAUUUGACCCGGAGGAAGAUGAACCAACGUUAGAAGCAGCCUGGCCUCAUCUACAGCUUGUUUAUGAAUUUUUCUUAAGAUUUUUAGAGUCUCCAGAUUUCCAACCUAAUAUAGCGAAGAAAUAUAUUGAUCAGAAGUUUGUAUUGCAGCUUUUAGAGCUCUUUGACAGUGAAGAUCCUCGGGAGAGAGAUUUUCUUAAAACCACCCUUCACAGAAUCUAUGGGAAAUUCCUAGGCUUGAGAGCUUACAUCAGAAAACAGAUAAAUAAUAUAUUUUAUAGGUUUAUUUAUGAAACAGAGCAUCAUAAUGGCAUAGCAGAGUUACUGGAAAUAUUGGGAAGUAUAAUUAAUGGAUUUGCCUUACCACUAAAAGAAGAGCACAAGAUUUUCUUAUUGAAGGUGUUACUACCUUUGCACAAAGUGAAAUCUCUGAGUGUCUACCAUCCCCAGCUGGCAUACUGUGUAGUGCAGUUUUUAGAAAAGGACAGCACCCUCACGGAACCAGUGGUGAUGGCACUUCUCAAAUACUGGCCAAAGACUCACAGUCCAAAAGAAGUAAUGUUCUUAAACGAAUUAGAAGAGAUUUUAGAUGUCAUUGAACCAUCAGAAUUUGUGAAGAUCAUGGAACCCCUCUUCCGGCAGUUGGCCAAAUGUGUCUCCAGCCCACACUUCCAGGUGGCAGAGCGAGCUCUCUAUUACUGGAAUAAUGAAUACAUCAUGAGUUUAAUCAGUGACAACGCAGCGAAGAUUCUGCCCAUCAUGUUUCCUUCCUUGUACCGCAACUCAAAGACCCAUUGGAACAAGACAAUACAUGGCUUGAUAUACAACGCCCUGAAGCUCUUCAUGGAGAUGAACCAAAAGCUAUUUGAUGACUGUACACAACAGUUCAAAGCAGAGAAACUAAAAGAGAAGCUAAAAAUGAAAGAACGGGAAGAAGCAUGGGUUAAAAUAGAAAAUCUAGCCAAAGCCAAUCCCCAGUACACAGUGUAUAGUCAAGCCAGCACCAUGAGCAUUCCGGUUGCAAUGGAGACAGAUGGGCCUUUAUUUGAAGAUGUGCAGAUGCUGAGAAAGACAGUGAAGGACGAGGCUCAUCAGGCACAGAAAGAUCCGAAGAAGGACCGUCCUCUUGCACGCCGCAAGUCCGAGCUGCCUCAGGACCCCCACACCAAGAAAGCCUUGGAAGCUCACUGCAGGGCCGAUGAGCUGGCCUCCCAGGACGGCCGCUAGCCUCCGGGGCGCCGCGUCGGGGCUGGGCCCGCCAGUUCUUUCCUGGAUUCUGUAGAAAAUACAUACUUUCUGUGCCAUACCAGUCAGUUACACUCAAAGCUUUCUUGGACCCCGUUCCGUAGGCAAUAACGUGCGUCCGCCUCAGCGCGAGAUUAGGAGUUCAAACAAUGGUGACAUCCCAGAGCCCGCUGGCAGAGCCGCGGGUUGACGACAGUGUCCUCACAGUGUCGCCGCCACCCCAGCGUAGUCCAAGUCAGACUAUUUCACAAAGUCAGAGCGAUAGGAAAGCACCCUGCCCUUCAUCUUCAUGUUCUCCCAAAUGGAACUUAGGAUCUUUUAACAUAGGUGGUUCUGUGAUAACAUCAAUGUUUUCCAAAUCAAAGGAACGCUUUAAAAAAUAGGACCUAUUUUUUAAGACUUUACAGCCUUUGAAAUGGUUUCCACGUGAUUGUUACGCCAGCAGUUCUCGUUGGUUUGUUUUUCAAUCUCAGUGAAAUGGCUCUUUGCUUUCGAGUUCUCACACAACGUACUGGGCAAAUGACAAUCCUCAGCCGCUGGUAUUUUCUAAGGGGUCUCUUCACUUUGAUGAGUGACAUGAACACCGUGUCUCCUUCUCUUGUGUGUACCUAAAGCCAUAUUUCCAAGUCUGUGGUACUCCAGGAUUCCAGGAGUAAGCUUGUAGAAGAGAUUUAUUUUAAAAGAGAUUGCUCUGAAAUUUAUCUUAAAAGAGCUUGCUCUGUCUACCUUGACAGAAAUUGGAGUUUAAAAAUUAUGUGUUAAUAUUUUUAUUUGCAGAUUUUGUUUCCGUCAACUUAAACAUUGUUGCCCUUCAACAAGGCUCUUGAAUUAAUAAAAUUAUAGUCUCUAAGAAUUCCACAUUUUAUGGAAAGUUAGAGCAAAAUCAUUUUGAGUUAAGCCAGUUCUUAGCCUAAUGCAAACUGCAGCUGCCUUUGAGCGUAAAGUAACACAACAGCAUUGCACGGGGCCGGCACUGCCGCUGCCUUCACUGAAGGCUGCAAUGCUGUUCUGAGAGCUUGGAGGAGGCACCAGCGAGGAUGACGUUCAGUGGAGCUCUUUCUGUUGAAAAGAGCUCACGUUAUCAACACCUUGUAAGGAAAAUACAGUGUCUGAGUUUUCAUCGGUCUUCACAUGCUGCUAUGUAUUCCACAGAGUUCCUUGCAUGUACUGAGCUUUUGUUUUAGAUGGAAUAGCACAAGGAGAAAAAUCUUUAAACUUAGUGCUUUGUCUAUUCUUUAUUUCUCUCAGGGUGGCCAGUAUUUUGACUUACUUAUCCUGCUUGAAAGCUACUUGAGAUGUGUACUGCUAUUCUAAACACGUGAUCUAGUUUCUUUCAUCUCUGGCAUAAGAUUAUAUAACUUAAUGUUAAGUGUCUUGAGGCAUAAAAGAAAAAUGUGGCUUAUUUUAGGAUCUGUUUUUUCAUCGAGGUCUCGGGUAUCCUUUCAAAGAUAGUGAGAAGCAGACACUGCUCCUUGUGCAGCUCUGGUACCUGCUGCCCACUGCUGUCAUUUCAAGCCACUGGCAAUGCUUCUGUCCUCGUGUCUUGGAGGAAAAUCACCUGGGGGGAGGGGACUUCUUGUGGUAAGAGCAAGUGCAGGUAUGAAAUGCGAAGACUGCCCCAGCUAAAAGUGGACAAGUCCGCUUUGUGAGAUGAAUACUUCCUGAGAAACUUGACAAGUAUCUCUCCAUUUUACCAUUAUGAAAACUAUCAUUAAAAAAAACAGUUUAGAUGCCUUCUCCUUUUGAGGGAAAAAGGGUGCUUUUUAUUGUAUAAAGCAGCGUCUUAUGUAUUUUGAUAUACCAUUGUUUGAACUUCCGUCUUUAGCUGAUAGAUUCUCAAAUAUCCUUGAUUUUGGAUGUUCAGUAUGUUUGUGAGAGAGGUUUCUGGGAAGACUCUCUUUUUGCCCUCGGGAAAAAGCAAAAUAUCAAUGUUUGGGUGACUGUGUAAAGCUCAGUGUGUAAGAACAUCUUUUUGUCUAGGUUUUCUUUCUGCUCUUUAUUGAAGACAAACACUCACCAAAAAGAAAAAUAAAAGUUUUCAGAGAAACUAAUUUUCUUUGGCAAGAGUAUUACUUAAUAUUUUGGCCUCCUAAAGUUUCCCUAGUUAGUACUCGGACUCCUGUGCUAAUUGUCAGCUUACAUAUCAUUGUAUAGAGACUGUUUAUUCUGUACCAAACUGAUUUCAAAAGUACUACAUUGAAAAUAAACCGGUGACUGUUUUUCUUCAUAAAGUUCUGCUUUUGGCAUCUUCACUCUUUCCAAAAUGUAUCUGUACAUCAGAAAUGUCACUAUUCCAAGUGUCUUUUUAGUGUGGCUUUAGUAUGGCUUCCUUUUAAUAUUGUACAUACAUUGUAUCUUUGUUUUAUGGUAAUAAGUAAUAAAAAUGUAGACUUCAUAUUUUGUACAAAAUGUCCUAUGUACAGAAUAAAAAAGUUCAUAGAAACAGCAAAUAUAGGUAAGUGGCACAAUUAUUUUUCUUUAGAAAAUAUCUGUAACUUUAUGCAUUAGUGAAAUGUUAAGUACCGACAUAUUUUUUAACAUUUUGUAAUUCAAAACUUUUUGUUUUGACAUUGUUUAUGAAGAGAAACUUCAUACACUUGCCAUUUAAUAUGCUCUUUUAUCUAAUUUUCAAAAACUCUAAAAAACGGUGUAUCAUAUGGACUAAAUAAAGAACAUGUGAAUUUUA
Messenger RNA from Gorilla gorilla gorilla (western lowland gorilla), 4660 nucleotides. It is a transcript of the gene PPP2R5C, whose product is annotated as protein phosphatase 2 regulatory subunit B'gamma. Gene Ontology annotation, molecular function: protein phosphatase activator activity. The transcript is spliced from 16 exons. Lineage: Eukaryota; Metazoa; Chordata; Mammalia; Primates; Hominidae. Bases 217 to 1956 code for a protein of 579 amino acids. Gene Ontology annotation, cellular component: nucleus; cytosol; protein phosphatase type 2A complex. The record is from RefSeq and is a predicted model, not a curated record. Gene Ontology annotation, biological process: signal transduction; protein dephosphorylation.